Messenger RNA from Seminavis robusta, 971 nucleotides. The record is from the annotation of a GenBank genome assembly. Lineage: Eukaryota; Bacillariophyta; Bacillariophyceae; Naviculales; Naviculaceae.
GCAUCUACCUUAACUGCAAGACUGUCUUCCUGUUGGCAGCUUGGCAGCAACCACCAUGGCCCAUACUGUUCAACAAGUAACAUCAGAAGACAUCGUACUUGCACCGCUACCCCCACCCGUAAUCAAUUUAGAAAUGGGAUCAUCAGACGACGAGACGCCAGCUACUGUUCCCGCAGAAGAGCCGACGGCAGAGGAGGAGAAACCCAAAGAAGGGGCUCCCAAGGAUGCCGGUGCAGAAGGCGAAGAAGAGGCAACCAAAUUGCCGUGCUCCGUGUGUGGCGAAGAAUGCUGGCAAACGGGGUGGUUCUUACCUGCCGAAACAGAGGGGUCGACAGAGCGCAAGAGUCUAUGUGAUGACUGUUUUCUGGUGAGGCCGGACAUUAAAGGGGCGGAUCGCUGCUUACGAGGCCAGCUCAAGGUGCUACCUCCCAAAAAGCCAAAGAAACCCAAGGUGGCCAAGAAGCGUGGCGCCAAGGCCAAGCAUUGAUUGAUUGACUUGCAUGCAGUACUGUACUGUUGCGAGAUGUGGUUGUUUGGCGGAAAUGGAAAUUGAACAGAAACGGACUGGGUUUAACUGGGGAAUACUAUGACAGCCAAUUUUCUCGCACACAUACAGUACGCACAUCCAUCACUAAAUUGGAUUGAUGCCCAUAAUUUCUUGUUGGUCAUUUUCACAACCUUACUUACCUCCAUCACUACUGUGCUGAGCUGUAUAAUCACGAUGAUUGAGCUGUAUUCAUUGAGCGAGCUUUCAGGGGGCUCACAAUCGGAGGGGCCGAUCUUCCCCUGCGGUAACCCGAUCUUCUUUGCUAGCUAGCUAGUUUUCUGCUUUUGGAACUACUAGUAUGGCCUUCAGCACAACUCAGUAGGAUCUCCCACAUCGUCGCACUUCUGAUUUGUGAAGCAGAGGCCGUGGCAUACGUGAAGCAGAACACCCAGCUAUCUACCAAUGGAAUUUGCUUUCUUUGUCU